ACUCCUUGGUAGAACGGGCUAGAACCUUCCAUUAUACUGAAGCUCCAUUUGCAGUAGGAAAGCACCUCAAAAGUGGAAAUUAAUUAAUUGCAAGUUUACCGAUGUAGUUUCAAUUGCAAGGAAGCAUGUGAGCAGGGAGUUGGGAGGAGACCAACACAAAUUUCACCCAAAGUCUAUAAAUAAUUGAGAUAAUUAUCGGAGCAUGGAAUGCUACACUUAUUCACAGGAUGUUACCGACAAUGAUGAACACCUUGAUGGACAUCGACCACCGAUACCACUUGUUGUGAAUGGCAUUGCCUUAGAACCAAGAAGUUGCCCUAAACCUGUCGUCGCCGAUGUCGCACUCUCAAACGUAUUACCCAAUUCGCAAGACAGCGAGAAUGACCUUGCUAAGCCUCCAAAUGGGUUGUGUUCGACGCGUUACCUGGAGGGUCCGUUUCACUGGAGCAGCUUUACCCAAGAACUGAUUUUAGCAUCGGGAUUUUACGGGUUUCCCUGGUUGCAACUUCCCGCGGGUUUUUUAGCCGAUACUAACGGGAAUGCUGCGGUCUGGCUGUUGGCGAUUAGUUUUGGAGUACCUGCAAUCUGCACUCUUUUGACGCCACUGGUUGCCUAUCAGGGGGUACCUUUAUUAAUAACGAUCCAGGUGAUUUCAGGCCUUACACAGGGCUGGACCUUUCCUGUUUUUAUAGCUUUGAUAGGAAGGUGGGCGCCCCCGAGUGAACGUAGUCGCCUUGUUACCAUCGGAUCAUCAGGCAUACCAUUGGCUCAGGUCAUAGGUCAGCCUAUUGCUGGUCUCUUGUCAAGCUCAGAGUCUACUGGGGGAUGGCCUUCAGCAUUCUAUUUUUCAGGAGCACUUGGUGUACUAUGUUCCAUCGCCUGGGUGUUUCUCGUGUACCCAUCACCGUCGGCUCAUCCUCGAAUCUCACCAAAAGAACCAAAUUAUAUUGAACAAAAUCUACGCCUUGAAAGCAGGGUGGGAGAAGGAGGAGGAGAAGAAGAAUUACCAAGGAGAAGCAGACGUACAUGUAGAAUGGGGGAGCAGUAA
Molecule: messenger RNA, 1048 nt
Organism: Lytechinus pictus (painted urchin)
Lineage: Eukaryota; Metazoa; Echinodermata; Echinoidea; Temnopleuroida; Toxopneustidae
Product: sialin-like
Exons: 7
Coding region: 203-1048 (281 amino acids)
Biological process (GO): transmembrane transport; monoatomic anion transport
Cellular component (GO): membrane
Molecular function (GO): transmembrane transporter activity
Source: RefSeq, a predicted model, not a curated record